Molecule: messenger RNA, 781 nt
Organism: Pygocentrus nattereri (red-bellied piranha)
Lineage: Eukaryota; Metazoa; Chordata; Actinopteri; Characiformes; Serrasalmidae
Exons: 3
Coding region: 125-781 (218 amino acids)
Source: RefSeq, a predicted model, not a curated record
UGUCUCUGCUGACUUUCUCUCUGCUGAGAUCAGAGCAGUUCAUAAGUGUAGGAGAGUCAGAGUGAGGAGCUUCUGGACCUUCUGGACCUUCAGGUAUCUGCUGGGUCUGAAGAGCGAUGCUGCCAUGUUUUCCCAGAGCUCAGUAAAUAUUCCAGCAGCGCUGAUCCUCAUUUUACUGGCAGUCCUGCAGGCGAAGGUGGAUCGUGAGACUGUAGGACAGAAAGUGGUGAAGCUGACCUGUAGCCCCCCCUGCUGGCCCAGUGGAAACUGUUACUACGACUGGUUCAGAGAUAAAGGAUGGCUCAGCAGUGGAGAAAACGUAGGAUGUUCAUAUAGCGCCUCACUCUGGUUGGACUCCACCAGAUCAUCUGAUCAGGGCAGCUACACCUGUGAGGUGAAGAACUACAGACUCCCUCGGGAAAACUGUGAGCAGCAGUGGGCUGUGAUCUACACUCCUGAACGUGUCUGUGCUCUGAAAGGAUCAUCAGUUGAUCUGUCCUGCUCUUAUAAACACCCUGAAGGACUCACAGUGACUAAAUCACUCUGGUUCAUUGAAAGUCAGUGGAAGUUUGGUGCUGAGCCUGAGGAUGUACGAGAGUCUGAUCAGUAUGAGGGGAGAGUGCAGUACAGCCGGACCCUGAACUCCUGUAGAAUGACCAUCACUGACCUGAGAGAGAGUGACGCUCACAGAUACAGCUUCAGAUUCUACACUGAUCAUCCUGACGGCAGAUACUCUGGCAGACCUGGAGUCACUCUGUCCGUCACAGGUAACUCUGGAUAA